AUCAAUUAAAAAACAAUAAAAGUAACACUUUCACGUUCUUCCCUCUGUUUCUAUUUAUAUAUUAUUUAUUAAUUAUUAAUUCAAUAUAUUCUUCCACAGAUUCAUUCUUAAUAUAUAUUCUCUUUCUCUCUCUUUAUUUUAAUAAUAUAAACAGAGUCUCAGAUCACAGACACUGAUUUCGUCUUUGAUCUAUUAAAAUAAUAAUAAUAAUACCAUUGAUAUUAUGGAGGUUAUGGCUUCCAACUCCAACGCCAUCUACUUUCUCACUAACCACACUCCGCUUCUUCUUCACUCUCAUUCUCAAUCUCAACCAUUGUUACCUUCACCUUUCAAAACUAAUCUCUUCACAGUCACACGACGUCGUUUCAAUGCCUCACAUCGUCCUUUUCUCCCGCCGAUGGCUGUUUCCUUCGGUGCUCAUGCCGUCAAUUCUUCCCCGUCAAUGAGUAAGGUGUAUACUGUUGGUGAUUUUAUGACUCGAAAGGAGAAUUUAUUGGUGGUCAAGCCAACGACAACUGUUGAUGAAGCUCUAGAAAUGCUUGUGCAGAAGAGGAUUACUGGAUUUCCUGUUAUUGACGAUGAUUGGAAACUGGUCGGUGUUGUUUCGGAUUAUGACUUAUUAGCACUAGAUUCCAUAUCAGGUGGUUGUAAUUGUGACACGAAUUCGCUGUUCCCCAAUGUUGAUAGUUCUUGGAAAACGUUCAAGGAGCUACAAGGGCUGCUUAGCAAGACUAAUGGGAAAGUUGUUGGUGACUUGAUGACUUCUGCUCCACUCGUUGUUCACGAAACGACCAACCUUGAAGAUGCUGCAAGGUUGCUACUCGAAACAAAAUAUCGUCGAUUGCCCGUUGUAGAUGGUGAUGGCCGGCUGGUUGGAAUCAUUACAAGGGGAGGUGUUGUUAGAGCUGCUCUCCAGAUAAAGCGUGGUAACAAAAAACGAGCAUAGUUCUGAAAAUGAGAAUGAGCUUGGAAUUAUAGCUCCUAUUCAUACGUACGUACAUAGUCACACUGAGAGGUCGCUCGGAUGCCAUUCAUAUUUAUUUAUUAUGAAGAUAAUUAUUUUCUUAAACGGGUAUUUGACUUUGUUUCUAUUUAUGUUAUAGUUCUCUGCUCAGCUCUAUUUCAAGUUUGCUCAUGUAGCUAUUGGUUAUAGUUAGGCUUGUAUAUUUUAGCAACAUUUAUUACCAUUGGCUUCUGUGUAGAGCAAUCAUUUGCAAAAAUUUUGAACUAAUAAUAAGUUAUUCGUGAUUGAACUGUUUA
Messenger RNA from Cannabis sativa, 1260 nucleotides. Its product is annotated as CBS domain-containing protein CBSX1, chloroplastic. Bases 224 to 946 code for a protein of 240 amino acids. The record is from RefSeq and is a predicted model, not a curated record. The transcript is spliced from 8 exons. Lineage: Eukaryota; Viridiplantae; Streptophyta; Magnoliopsida; Rosales; Cannabaceae.